CUUCUGCGGGUGCCUGAGUGUAGGUACGCGCAUGCUCGGUGCCGCACGGGUUUUUGGCGUCUGCCUCUCACCUGGGCGUGCUCGGUGCUCGCUGCUCGCGCUGUCGGUAAAUGCUCGGACCGUGGCCGCACUCGCUCAACGACACCGAGGCGCGCGGGAGCCGCCAGUGACAGCCGAUCGGCCAGUCGCCAGGCGGGGGGUGGGCAACGGCGGUUGUGCUGGGGGCGAGAAACACCGAGCGGACGAAAAUGAUGAGGUUUUUGCGGAGGACAUUCGGACGCCGCUCAGUUCGCCGCUACAUGGACGAACGGGAUGGCGGAAGAAGUGGUGGUCACGGAGGAGACCGGGACGCCGCAACUGUUGCUGGAGCCGUCGCUGGAGUUCAUGCGGCCACACCUGUGCCCACUGGGACCAUGGUCCACAUUCCCGCGGCUGGCAGUAGUAAGUCGAUCCUGACCUGCAGAGUGCAGCUUUUGGAUGGAACGGACAUCAGCGUGGAAUUGCCGAAAAAUGCAAAAGGCCAAGAUCUCUUUGACCAAGUUGUUUAUCAUUUGGACCUUGUGGAGACAGAAUAUUUCAGCUUGCAGUUCAUGGACGCUUUACAAGUUUCACACUGGUUAGACCAUACAAAACUCAUCAAGAAACAAAUGAAAAUUGGGCCUCCUUACAGUUUACACUUCAGAAUAAAAUUCUAUUCUUCUGAACCAAACAAUCUUCGUGAAGAGUUUACAAGAUACCUCUUUGUGUUACAGCUUAGACAAGAUAUUCUGUCUGGAAAAUUGAAAUGUCCCUAUGAAAUUGGUGUAGAAUUAGCUGCUUACUGCCUUCAAUCUGAGCUUGGGGACUGUGAGCCUCUUGAACAUACUUCGGAGCUGGUGUCAGAAUUCAGAUUUAAUCCCAAUCAGACAGAGGAUAUGGAAAUAGAUAUUUUUACAAGGUGGAAGGAUUGCAGGGGGAAAAGCCCAGCACAGGCAGAAUUAUGCUAUUUGAACAAAGCCAAAUGGCUGGAAAUGUAUGGAGUUGACAUGCACAUAGUCAAGGGAAGAGAUGGCUAUGAAUAUUCUCUUGGAUUAACACCAACAGGCAUAUUGGUUUUUGAAGGAUCAAACAAAAUAGGCUUGUUUUUUUGGCCCAAAAUUACCCAGUUGGAUUUCAGAAAGAACAAACUAACUCUCAUUGUUGUGGAGGAUGAUGAACAGGGCAGAGAACAGGAGCAUACAUUUGUUUUCCGGUUAGAUAAUUCUAAAGCAUGUAAACACUUAUGGAGAUGUGCUGUGGAAAACCAUGCAUUUUUCCGACUACGAGCACCAACUCAAACUAAAGAAGGACGAUCAGAUUUGCUGCGUUUGGGAUCUCGCUUUCGUUUCAGUGGUCGGACGGAAUAUGAAGCAACACAUAAAAGUAGACUCCGACGGACAAGUACAUUUGAAAGGAGGCCAAGCAAGCGAUAUCCCUCAAGAAGACACUCCACUGUUAAAGGUUCAAAUCCAGUAAAAUAUGGACACACCAGUGCACAGAGCAAUACAGGAAUGUGUGGAUACCAGACUCCAUUUAUGUGCAACAUUCCCCUUGUUCAGCAGCACUGGCAUUCCAGUAAUGUAAGCCAUCCUUUGGUAUCACCACUAUUAAACAGCGUGAAUAUACAGCAAUUCAGUGUAGAAGAGAACGGGGGAACACCAUUUACUGGUUCAGCCACUGGAAGACAUCAUCUCCCAAACCAUGGUCUGAUUACUUUGGAGCUGGAAGACACAGAUGCUUACUCUGGAAUGCCAAGUCCAACUAAGUUGAGCUCAACUGUUCUUCCACACUAUGAUGAGGUUGGAGUGUGUUUUAAGCAGUUGGAAGCUGAUUCCAGUAAGGUGGUUGGGCAGUGGCCCUCAUUGCAUAUCAACAUAAAUAACAAGGGUGAGGAAAAGAAACUGCUCGAAAAGGCCCUGCAUUCUCCUGCAUCACCCUCUUCUCAUCCUGAUCAGAUGAAGAGCAACAUCAUUAAAGCUCAAAUGGAUGCUGCACUGAAGUGUAAGAAAGAGGAGCCAGCAUUGAGCAGCAACAAUAAAUCCUCAGGCACAUUGACAGAUGGUUCAAGGUGCCUGGAUACAUCACAAGAUAGCACAAAAACAACUGGUGUUCAGGAAAGGCCACGAUCAAAAAGUUCCCGUAUCAGGAAACUGACAAGACAAUACAGCUUUAAUCACAGUGAUGAGGAUGACCUGCCGCCUGCCUUAGCUGCAGCCACACGGAGCAGUCCUCCCCCCGUCAGCAGACUGUCCGCUACUGAUGUUCAGCAGUUACAGUACCCCACCUGCAUCAAGAAUAAUUCAGAAGAAGACCAAACAGAUUUAGCUUCUCCAGGAGAUCUACUGAUGGACUUCACUGAAGCUACUCCUCUGGUAAAGACUGUGCCAGCUCAUCCUUUUUCACCUGUACAGCAAUUUCCAGUUGAACUAACAGACAACAUUUUGCAGUGUUUUGACUUCCCACCAUCACCAGGAAAAUCCUCAUCCACAACACCUUUGAAUGUAGCUAGAGCUCCAAGCGACCCCUCAACCAUGACAUACGUACAUGCAGCUAGACCUUCAACUAAUCCAGGAAAAUCAUCAGUAACAUCUUUGCAUGGCAACAGGCAUCUGACUGAUCCAGGAAAAUCCUCAUCAGGGCUGCCUUGGCAUGCCACAAGACCCCUGACUGAACCAGGAAUGUCAUCAUCAGUAACACCUUUGCAUGCAAUCAGAUAUCCAAGUGAUCCAGGAAAAUCAUCAGUAACACCAUUGCAUGCAGCAAGACAUAUGACUGAUCCAGCAGUUUCUACAUCAGCAAUGCCUUUGCAUGCAAUUAGGUAUCUAAGUGAUCCACUCCCACCAGUUCAACAUGCCACAUCUCCAACAGACAGUGCUGAUAAUUUGAGGCGUGAGCUGGAUCGAGAGAAGAUAAUGAAACGUCUUUUAAUGACAGAAUUGUGAAAGCGUAGCUUGGAUCAAGUUGCAGAACUGGAUCAGGGCCUCUGUGUGCCUUUUGUCUGUUGGCAUUCCUUUUGAAUGUCAAAGAAGCUUUGAUGUGUGUAGUUUGUUACACUUUCUUCAUUGUGAUUCAUGGAAAAGCAUUUUUUAUCAUACUGAACUAGAUGUUUAUAUUACUUUCCUGCUAUAAUCAGGAAGGGCUUGCUUUACAAGGGUCAGCAUACAUUUAAUCCCUGACACUGCCUCUGUAACCAGUGUCACCAAUGCAACAGUUUGAAGGUUUGCUUUGGGGGGAAAAAGGCCAUUCACAAAAAAUGUUGUACACAGCUUAUUUAAUUGUAAGGAAAAAAAGUUUGUCUAUAUUUGCACUACGUUUUGGAGAAUAUUUUCAUAGGAUUGUGGAAAACCGUCACUUUGUAUAUCUGGAGCUAUUACUGAGCCACUACAUUUUGAUGGUCUAGUUUUAAGUGAAAGGAGAGAGUAAACUAUAAUAUUUAAUAUUGUUAAAAAAAAUCAUUUGAACAUAAAUUGUAUAUUCUGCUGCCAAAUUAAAUGUCUAAAUAAUAGGAUUGAGAUGUGCAAUACUCAAAUUUGUAUUUAAUAUAUUUGCAUAUUCCCAUAAUGUAGUAAUCUAGAUAAAUCUAAAAUUGAGACAUAGACUUCGGCCAGAUAUUUGUGCUUUACAUACAAUUCAUAGGAUGCUAACAGCAUACUACAAGAACUUCUGAACCAUGAAUGAAAAUCUUUACUAAAAUGCCCUUUAACUGAUAUUUUUCCAAAAGGAAAGUUGACAAAAGGCCAUGUUCAGUUAAACCUAUUUUCAAAUAAUUUAGUAUUGUUCAUUGUUUACUGUAAGGCAAGACAAUUUUGUCACAGGACUUUUUUUUAAAAGAACAGAAAGAACAGUUCAGGUACAUUAUUUCUCCAGUUAUGUGUGUAUGUGUACAAAAUGGAAGGAUAUAGGUAUACAUUUUAUAAAUAAUAUUUUUGAAAAUCAGAUUUAAAGAUUUUUAAAAUUCAAUUGUAAUUAAUUUUAUUUUAGUUUUUUUUUAAAGACUGGUCCAGGAAACCACAACUAUACUUGGGUUAUCAUAUACUAGUGCUGAUGCAGAAUUGUUUAAUCUUACAGUAACACUCAAAUUUCCAAAAUGUUUUUCAUUACAAUUUACUAAACCUAGUUUGUAGAUAUUUUCUUUGCACAGAGUGUGAAUGGGGAUGGGAUCUCUUUUUUAGUCUUCAAAACUUUGGUAGAAUGCUCAGACCGUGGGUUCCGAAGAAAAGUUUGGAAGGUAACUGAGAAAUCCUCUAGAGCAGUGAUACUCAUAUGUCUGACUUCUGUAUUAGAAUAUAAAAUUUUAUUGUAUUAGAGUAUAAUAAUGAUAGUGUAUUUUCCAUUAUACAUUGCUUAACACUAGGACACUAGUUUGAAAAAUGAUUCUUUGAACAAUCGUUUACAUUCUUCUUGUGGACUGCUGUAUGUUUUUGCAUUUGAUGGAAUGGUGCACAUGGCAUACAGUAAGCAUAUGACUAUUUUAAUUAAUGGAGAUUGUGAGUGCGACUCCAGAGUCACAUAACUGAUCAUUUUUGAUCCAGAGGAAAUUUCCAGUGAUGAUGUCUUAAGAUUAUUUGAUUUCAUUAAGAUAUUUUCACAAAUAUAUGUUGAAAUAUACCAGUACUGUGACUUACACAUUGAAGACAGGAGACUUCUUCAAUGAUUCAUUAAUCAUUUUCCAGAAUGGUACUGGCUGUUUUUACUGAUAUGCAGUGGAUUCCAGUUAAUUGGGAUCAGUACAUUUUGGUCCAACUAAAUGGCUGUCCCAAUUAGCUGAAGAUUCAUGGAAGUAGUUAAAAAGGUAUAAAAAAGAUAAACUGAGUAAUAAUUUAUGUACUUGGAUGAAAUACCGAAUGAAUUAAAGCACAACCAAUACUACUACAGUACUAUAAAACUGUGUGUUAGUUCCUAAUAGUUAUUGAAGGAGGAAUUCAUCCAGUGUGCGCUACCGUAUUCUUUUGAUUGAUGUAAAUGAACAAAGUUAGCACAACACCAGGUGCAGAUAAGGGACUGUCUUUUAACAAUACUUUCGAUGAUUGCAUCCUCUAAGUCUUCAUUUUCAUUAUCACAUUCAAGAUUAUGGUCGAUACUUUUGAAUUCUUCAUAGUUCCUAACUUGUCCAAGUAGUAAAAUCAUUUCACUUCCACUCCCAGCCAUUCCAAGCCUGAAUGCUUGAAACUGCAGUGAGCAAAAGUUCUGAAUUGUCUUACUGCCUAACUCUCGCCAAUUAUCAGCGACAAUAAUCACUGUUUUUUGGACAGAAAUAUACUCAACUGACAUUUUAAAAACUGUUCGUUCUAAGCAUGUUGUAGUGUCAAAUGCCGCACAAGUACACACAUCUGAUGCUAGUUAGAAAUUGUUUAGCAACAGUCUCCUACCCCAAUUAAGCAGGAUAGAGUCCCAAAUAAAGGGAAUUCUGGCAAUUUUCGCAAUUAUUGUUCUUUGAGUUGUCUCAAGUAAGCAGCUGUCCCAAUUAUGAUGGUCCAGUUAACUGGAAUUCACUGUAUUUGCACAUGCCUGACAGUGCCAACUGAAGCCAAAUAAGUUGUGAUUAUAAAUAUUUCAUUGUAAAUAAUAUUCUUUGAGAUUUGUCUAAACAAACUGGAAUGAUUUUUAAAGUGUUUAAAGAUGUGAAACUGGUUGCUUUAAUAAUUUAUAAAUGUUAUGCUAAUGGAACCAGAAAUUUGAGAGCUUUUGCUUGGAGGUUAUGGCAAAUAUGUACUGUAGGUACUUAUUACAAAGAUGUAUGAAAGUGUAGAUUAUCAUGUAUGAUAUAAAAUCCAUAUUUAAUGUCAUUUUGGUAUUUCUAAUUCUUUAGGGGAAGUUUCCUUUAACAAAUCUGAGGGUAGUCCGCCAUGAAUUGUUUUGCCAUGUAAACUAAUGGGUUGAAAUGAUGAGCAUUAACUCCAGUAUCUCCAUGCAGUGAUACCUCAACAGGACUGUGGAUUAUAUUUUAGCUUGAUAACCUCAAUUUACAUUAUUGGCCAAAAUAAAACAUUAACAAUUGGGUAUUCUGUGUUUCAAAUGUACAAUAGCUACCAGCAUAACUAAAUGUUUUGUUAUUUGCAACUUUGCAAUGAUACCGUUUUUGAAUAGAAAGUCCUGCAUAUACUGGACUUAAAACUAUUUCUCAGCGACAAAGGGACAUGAAAAUGAAAUAUUAACAUGACAUAAUUCUGACCUAAAAAUAGAAAAUACAUGUUAAUUAACAUCAAAAGGCAAUACAAAAGGCUACAAAUUUUUGUUGGGAUUUAUCCUUAUAUACAUAAGGUUUAACUACAUUUCCCAGAUGGCUA
Messenger RNA from Hypanus sabinus (Atlantic stingray), 6305 nucleotides. Its product is annotated as band 4.1-like protein 4B. Gene Ontology annotation, molecular function: cytoskeletal protein binding. Gene Ontology annotation, cellular component: cytoskeleton. The record is from RefSeq and is a predicted model, not a curated record. The coding region runs from base 249 to 2960 and encodes 903 amino acids. Lineage: Eukaryota; Metazoa; Chordata; Chondrichthyes; Myliobatiformes; Dasyatidae. The transcript is spliced from 25 exons.